Molecule: messenger RNA, 2394 nt
Organism: Benincasa hispida (wax gourd)
Lineage: Eukaryota; Viridiplantae; Streptophyta; Magnoliopsida; Cucurbitales; Cucurbitaceae
Product: Amidase family protein
Molecular function (GO): glutaminyl-tRNA synthase (glutamine-hydrolyzing) activity
Source: RefSeq, a predicted model, not a curated record
CGUGCAGAAGGAAAUUUAGUAGUAUGGUUGUGGGCGAUUCAAAUUAUUGUAUAGUAGGUGUGGAAUUGGAUGUGUUUGUUUAUGAAUAUUGAGAAUCUCAAGUCAGCGGCGUCGUGCGACAUGUUGAGUGCACAAAUGGAGAAAUUCAAAGAAACCACGCCAAAGAGAGAGAGAAAUCUGCAGGCAGUGACUCAGUGACUACUCGGCCUAGCGAUCGACAAGUGUCCGCCAAUGGCGUCGAUUCGUUCUGUUAUUGCAGUCAACUUCUUCUUCUUCUUCUUCUUCUUCUUCGCAGUUCCAUCCAGUCCGAUCUUCCAUGUCCUUCCAUCAAAUUCAUGCCCUCGCUUCACACCAAUGAUGGGAACUUAUAAAAAAUUCUGGAAACUUAUGUGUGAAAAAGUUGGGGUUCAUAGCCAUACUCCUCCUUUCUGCAGCAAGAAAGACACUGAAUGUGUGGGGAAAACAUCUCUUCUUAAAUGUGUAUUUAGAGCAUUUGAUGCAGAUUUCUUCAAUAACACUAAGAUGGAUGAGGUUCUUAAGGGAGCUGAAGAAUUUAAUUUGCCUACAAUUCGAGCCAAUCGGAAGCUAGUUGCUUCUAGAAAUGGAGGUCUGCAUAAUCCUUCUCCUUUGGUGUUCAAUCCCGAGUGGGCAAAUGAAAACAUUCGACAUAAGAGCAAAAGAUUCUGCUAUCCUUCUGUUUCUGGAGUAAAGAGACCAAAAAACGAAGAAGAUAUUGCCUUCAUGAGUGUUCUUGAACUCGGAGAACUAAUUAAAACAAAGCAGAUUUCAUCUCAGGAGCUCGUUCGAAUUUUUCUGCAGAGAUUGAAAAGGUACAACCAUGUUCUUAAAGCAGUAGUUUCUUUUACUGAAGAAUUGGCUUACAAACAAGCAAAAGAGGCUGAUGAAUUGUUUGCUCGAGGAACAUAUUUAGGUCCACUGCAUGGAAUUCCAUAUGGGUUGAAGGAUAUAAUAUCUGUUCCAGGAUACGAAACAACUUGGGGUUCAAAAAGUUUUAAAGAACAAGUAAUUGAUGUUGAAGCUUGGGUUUAUAAGCAGCUGAAAUCAGCGGGUGCUGUUCUUGUUGCAAAACUUGUUACGGGAUCGCUUGCGUAUGAUGACAUCUGGUUUGGUGGUCGGACGAGGAACCCGUGGAACAUUGAGGAGUUCACUACAGGGUCAUCAGCUGGACCUGCAGCAUGUACUUCUGCAGGUAUGGUUCCAUUUGCAAUUGGAUCAGAGACAGCUGGUUCAAUGACUUAUCCUGCAGCUCGAUGUGGAGUUACUGCAAUUCGGCCAACAUUUGGAACAGUCGGUCGCAGUGGAGUGAUGAGUAUUUCUGAAAGUUUGGAUAAGCUCGGUCCAUUUUGUAGAAGUGCUGUUGAUUGCACAGUCAUUUUGGAUGUCAUUAGAGGAAAGGAUCCACACGACCUCUCUUCGGUUGAGAGUUCGCUUGAAGAUCCAUUCUCCGUUGACAUUUCCAAACUUACUGUUGGAUAUCUUGAUGAUGCUGAAAUGGAGGUUGUUCGGGUUCUUUCAUCAAAGGGCGUUAAUAUGAUUCCAUUCAACUUGUCUUAUUCUGUUGACUCUGUUCAAGGCAUCCUUAACUUCACUAUGGAUGUUGAUAUGUUGGCUCAUUUUGACGAAUGGCAACGUUUAGGGCUUGAUGAUGAAUAUGAAGCUCAAGACCAAUGGCCGACUGAACUUCGACGUGCACGUUUAAUCCCUGCAGUAGAUUAUGUGCAGGCACAGAGAGCAAGGGGAAAGCUAAUUAAGGAAGUUAGAGAAAGAUUCAAUGUUGAUGCUUUGAUUGGCAAUGCCACUGACUGGGAGAGAGUUUGUAUGGGAAAUCUUGUUGGUCUGCCUGUUAUUGUUGUUCCAACAGGUUUCAAAAACAUCUCAAAUCCACCUUCAACUGGCCCCACAAGAAGAAGAACCACCAUUACCACUGGCAUUUAUGCUCCUCCUCACAAGGAUCACAUUGCUCUAGCUUUGGCUAUGGCUUACCAAUCUGCAACUGAUCACCACAAAGCAAGGCCACCAAUAGAUGACUUGGGGCCUGAUGAUGUUAUUCGAGAUCCACCUUUGGUUUCUAUUCCUCCAAGAUUAUUGCACCUUUGAACAUGAAUCUACACUUUAUUUGAUGAACAUAAACAUCAUCUUCCCCUUAUCUUACAUUUUGGUGACGCUUUUUUUCUUCUUUUUGGUUAUAGAAACACAAAUGGUUUAGUCUUGAAUGUUAAUAUGUUACAUAUGUUUAGUUGUAACAAUCUUGAUGUGGGGUUCUUGUAUAGCCUGAUGCUUCCAGUUCGAGCUUGCUUAAUGGAAUCGAAAGAACAAGUACUUUGUUGAUCUCUCAUAUCCAAAAGGUGAAAAUGCAUCGUCUCCCCCUUUUCA